Messenger RNA from Drosophila melanogaster (fruit fly), 390 nucleotides. RefSeq lists its product as uncharacterized. Bases 14 to 259 code for a protein of 81 amino acids. The record is from RefSeq and is marked reviewed. The transcript is spliced from 2 exons. Lineage: Eukaryota; Metazoa; Arthropoda; Insecta; Diptera; Drosophilidae.
AUUUCAUUCAGAAAUGAUUCUGUUACGCUUUGUACUAAGCUUAGUGCUCCUCAUAAAUACCACAGAAUGUUCUUUUCUAAAGGGUUGCAAUUAUGGUGGAUCCUGCGUGGAUGAGAAAUGGCGAAACGACACACAUUGGAAUAUCAUUUGCAUGGAAUGGAUGGAACUUGACAAAGGUGACAUUGAUACCUGUCCAAAACCAUGGAAAUGCUGCCAUACUACGCAAUACGAAAAGAAGAUUCCGUAUUCAAAACACUAACCGUGACGCCCUAAACUUAAAUUUAGCUACAAUAAAUGAGAAACAGGUUUCUCAUUUUAUGGGCCAAUAAAAUAAAUAAAGUCAAAACAAAAGGGCACGCGCUUCUCUUGUUCUUCAGUAAAACAAAGGCU